GAGGAAGGGGUUAUUAAUAUUCAUGCGGUUUACCUUUUACGGUUUAAACAAAAUGUAAAAUAAAUCAUUUUAAAAUAUGUUUUAAAAAUGUCAAAUUUAGUCUGAGAACACAAAAAUCAUUACGAAAUGGACGUAUCAAGGCAAAACUGGUUUUUGUAUUUUUGCGCAUUUGGAGUAAAUGUUGUGCUAGUAUGCUUUGGUAGCAUGCUGGUUUGGACUUCCCCAGUAAUACCAAAAUUACAAUCCAAUGACACCCUAGUGAAUCCCAUUGGAAGACCACUCACUGUAUGGGAACUUUCAAUUCUCACCGCAACUUAUCCAUUGGGUUUAGUCACAGGCACAAUAGUAAUUGGAAAAGUACCAGACCUUAUUGGACGAAAAUGGACUCUAAUAUGGAUUUCAAUUGGGGCUUUAUUCUCCUGUAUCGGUCUAUACCUAGCGACAAAUAUUUACACUUUUUUUAUAUUUAAGUACACUGUAUCAGUGAGUUUAGGUGGAGGGCCAAUUUUAGUACCUAUGUAUACAUCGGAGAUAGCUGAAGACCAUAAUCGAGGUCGUUUGGGAUUUUUUAUGACUUUUGGAAUAAUAUUUGGCGAGCUGUACGGAAACGUUGUCGGUGCUGUGACUUCUGUGAGUACUUUUUCUUUACUUUGUGGGAUACCUGCAGUAUUGAGUCUUGUCUGUUGUAUGUACUUACCAGAAUCCCCAGAAUAUCUGUUAAUGAAGGGAAGAAAAAAUGAGGCUAUUUUAGCACUUAAGAAAUUAAGAAAACAUAAACCCAUAACGGAAAUUGAGAAUGAAUGUUUGGAUACACAGAAUAUGGUCAAAAGUAAUUGUUCAACAAAGAGCAGUUUUUUAGAGCGCUUACAGGAAGAUAAGGGUAUUAGAAAAGGAUUUUAUCUUGCAGCCUCUGUUUUAAUCAUACAAAAUUCCGCAGGGCCGAUUAUAGUAGCAGCUUUUCUGAAUCCAAUUUUAAGUGAAGCUGCACCAGAAUUAAAUGGAGAUAUUUUAUCUGUAAUUGUUGUAAGUCUCAAAUUUAGUGCGGCGUUUGUGGGUACAUAUAUUGUUGACCGAGUAGGACGCAGAGUCUUGAUUUUAAUUGCACUUUUUGUGUGCGGUACUUCAAUGUUUGGUUUGGGAUUGUAUUUUUAUUUUCAACAUAACCAUUAUGAAAUACCGUUUGCUGUUAAAAUGGUACCAGUGCUUUGUCUCAUUUGCUUUGUUAUAGUAUUUUCUAUCGGUCUUAGUUGCAUACCUUAUACUUUAGUAGCUGAGUUACUUCCUAGUGACCUAAGAUCUCUAGGAAGUAGCAUCUGUCAAUUUCUUGGAGACAUUUUCUCCAUUUCUACAGCAUUUGCAUACCCUCUAGCUGCCAACUAUUUUGGAGAACAUUACUGUAUGUUUUACUUUUGUAUUGUUAAUUUAAGUGGUUGUAUUUUCUUAUAUUUUUUCCUACCAGAGACAAAGGGAAAGAGUUUCCUAGAAAUAACGAAUAUUUUAAGUAACUAACUUUUAUUUUCUGAUGUUUUAAUGGUUAAUUUGAUAACAAAAAUUUUGAUAAUAAACAUUAUGUAGUUAAAAAUGAAUCACGUGCUUGUGUUGAUCCUAUAAUUUCCAUUUAUGCCAUUUAUAUUAAAUACUGCUAGACCAGGAUUUUAAGCAAAAAGUAAAUCGAUUUUUACAUACAUCACCUAGAGAAUUGAAACUUUUUGCAUUAUGUUCAGGAUGAUGUCAGGAAAAACGUCUACUACAGAAAAAUCUGUCAAAAACAUGCCAAAAUACGUGUACUUAGGGAAAAAAGGCCAUCAGAACUGACCACCAGAGAACCUGGUGUCCAGGUUCAGUGCUAAGGAACGUGAUCUGAAGUUUUGAAGGCCUUUGGCACUAGAUUGAUGCAGAAUAUUCCUAGGGAGAUUUUUGCUGCUGCUAAAUAAAAAAAAAGCCAUCAGAACUGACCCCCGGUGCACCUGGUGCCCAAAAACCCUCCAAACUCCAAAAGAUAAUAUACCUUAGUAGUGACCUUGGGCACUAGUUGGUCCUGGGAUCAGUGCUGAUGACGUAUUCGUAUUCAAUGACCUUAUAAACCGCCAGAAAUCUAUUUGCAUGGAUUUAGUGCUGAAAACCUUCGAAACUCUAGAAGAUGACGUUCCUUAGCAGUGACCUUGGGAACCAGGUGCUCCGGGAUUCAGGUCUAAUGGCGUAUUCGUAUUAAACAACCCAUUUUAUUUAUUUUAAAAUGCAAUUGUGCAUUCCCACCCAUUUUUAUAUAGUAAACUUUUUUCCUGACAUCAUCCUGAACACAAUGCAAAAAGUUGCAAGUCUCUAGGCAGUAGCGUACUGAUAGAUCAGCGGGCCCUGGUUCCAGUUGGGAUUCGGGCAUCCGCCCAAAAUAUUAAGUAUAAAUUAUAAUAAAAUCAUGAUAUCAUAAAUUAUAUAAUAAAAUAUAUCAUAAAAGCUCAAGCUAAUUUAUAGUCCAUAUAGUUUACUCACGGUUUUUGCUAUAAAUUUUAAAGAACUGUUCGGAUUGAGAUGAAUUUUGGCAUAAACAUAGCUAACAUGUCAGUCAAAAAAAGUGAUACCGUAAAAUGGGGUUACUUUGACCGCUGGGGUGAAUUUGACCGAAAACAUAGAAUAAUAUCUAUUGUGAUAUACUUCAGCCACCCUGUAUAAUUUUUAAAAUUAUUUUUAACGAUUCAAAUUUAUAAAUAUCUAAGAAUUCAUUUUUAAUAAAAAAAAAGAAUUAAUAUUCCAAGGGUUGUUAAAUCCACCGAUAUAACGAAUUAAGAAAAAAUUGUUUAAAAAACGGUCAAAUUAACCCCACUUACAAGAAAAAUAAUUUUACAGGCAAAAUGCAUAUACGGUCAACUUCGCCCCAGAUGGGGUGAACUUGACCAAAGGCAUUUUUUAUUUUUUUUUUCUAAGUCAUAAACGCUCAAAAUAAAGUUAGACACUUUUUUUGGUAAAAAAAUGGUAAAAAUCACACCUUAAUUAGCAUCCCAAAUGAAAUUAAUCGUUACCGCUUCACAACUAAUCACAUUAAUCUUUACUUGACUUAUGUAUUGUUUAUAAUAUGAUCUGUAAGUUUUACCGCUUCAAAGUGCUCAUUUUUGAAAACAAUUUGAUUUUAAAUGAGAAAAAAUUAUAAUUUUGAAAAAAAAUUUCAAAAUAACUUACUAAUUAUUGGUGAUACCAAAAAUCUCAACUAGUAUAAAAAAUAUAGGUUUUUCUUUUGUGAAUAUUUUGGACUUUUUGUUUUCCUGAAGACAAAAAUUAUUGGUUAUGACAUGUCUGUUCAAAAUUUGCAUACACCGGAUUAGUGACUCGUUUCAGCCCAUUUGACUAUAGCCUUUUCAAAAAUAAGCACUUUGAACCAACGAAUCUUACAUAUCUUAUAAACAAUAAGUAAAGUAAUUUUUUGUCAAGCGGUAACGAUUAAUAUCUUUUACACACUAACAACUAGAAGGUCUAGUUAACAACUAGAAGGUGAUUUUCACGAUUUUUUUACCAACCAAAAAAAAGGUACCAACGUUAUUUCGAUCGAAAUUUAUUUACUUUGGAUGUUAGAAACAUAAUAAAAACAAUAGACUAUUACAGUAAAUUAAUAUUAAUCCUAUUGUUUUUCAUACUGACAUGACUGAUCACGAUCACUUUACGCCAGCCGUUUUUAUAAAUAAUAAAACUCAAAAAUUUUCUACAUCCAAAUCUCCAGUCAUAAUUAAAAACCUUAAUAUCGGAAAACUAACACAGCUUUUAAAAAAUGAACAUUGAAAUGAAAUUUAUAUCAACAAAAUAGAUUCUCAAAUUGCAGAUGAUACAUUUAUACAUAAAUAAGUUAAAUAAUUACAUACAAACCUCUAGGGAGAUAAAACGCUUAAAUAAAAAAAAAAAAAUAAAAAAACCUUGGAUAACGGUGGGGUUGAUAUCUUUUAUCAAACGACUAGAUUUUCUUAAACAGAAAUUAGUGUCUAUAAUAUAUAGGGACUUGUUAUUCUUACCACUUUUGUCUAUAUUUAGAAUUUAAUUUCAAUUUUUAAGAAUUUCCUACAAUAUAAAAGUACAGGCUGAAUGAUGACGGUUCUAUAAAUACGAGUAUCGAGCCUAUUGUAUUGUGAUUACUUUUAUGACCCAGUAUAAAACUUGCAAUGCAUAUUUGCAAAUUUGUAGUUUACCUACCUACAUCUUAUUCAUGAAUCUUGCUAAUACAGUGCGUAAAUCGUUCAGCUGGACAUAGGGAACAUACAUUGUAUAUAUUUAGCUACAUAAAUACGUACAUUGUAUUAUAUUAAGAUAAUUGUGGCAACUUCGCUCUCUCAAUGACAAUAUAGUUGUUAGUAUUAAGGGCCAUUAACCUCAAAAUUGACAAUUAAUUUCGGGUGACACAAAUAAACGUCAAAACAUGAUAUUGUAGUAGAACUAUUUUUGACCUAAUGGAAAAACUGUAUCUGUUUAAUUUGGAAAUUAAUUUUUAAAUAAAUGAGAUAUUAAAAAUUAAAGUAAUAUUAUUAAUUCAUCAGUCAUAAUCUUUGUUUUUGAUUUAUUUAUGGACUGUCUUGCAUUCAAAAUCAUUCAUUAUAUUCGUUGUAACAGCUCUAUUGCACCAGAAACUCGUAUUCGAACAGAAGUUUUAACUAACACAGGUUAGCGCAGUUGCCACAAUGAUCUCAAUGUAUAUUCCCUAUGUCCAGCAGAACGAUUUACGUACUGUAUAAAAAAUAUAAGUAUUUUAGUUAUCACGUGUAGGCAGGCCCUGGCGGUUAGCCUUUACAUGUGUUGAAAUAUGGGCUUUGGAAAGCAGGUAAAACUAGUAAAGAAUCUUACAACAGUAUUGUACACUGUAUUUCAAUAAAUUUUGUUUUCAAAUUUUUUGAGCAAUAGGAAUUCUUAGUUUUUAUUUAUAAGUACCUACACAAAAAUUAAAAUCUGUUAAGCAGUUACAUUUCCUAUGUAUGUACUUGUGUACAUAGUUCAAAAUGUCUCCAUCAAAUUAGAAACUAAAGAAGCAAAAGGCGCGUUAAAGCGGGCCUCUGCGGGGCCCGGGCCCUGAUUCUGCGGAGCAAGCGGAACGAUGCUCCGUACGCCACUGUCUCUAGGUGCUGUAUUUAAAAACCGAUUUAUUCGGGUGUUUUUAAGGCUAAAUGCCGUGGUCUAUGUGUGCCUAUUUUAUGUUUUGUAAAUAAUGUUUUACAUUAGUAAUUGUUAUUUUCAUGUCAUUUGAUUUAAAAGUAUAAUUGCCAGUAAA
Diabrotica virgifera virgifera (western corn rootworm) is the source of this 5239-nucleotide messenger RNA. Its product is annotated as facilitated trehalose transporter Tret1-like. Gene Ontology annotation, cellular component: membrane. The record is from RefSeq and is a predicted model, not a curated record. NCBI's taxonomy places the organism in Eukaryota, Metazoa, Arthropoda, Insecta, Coleoptera, Chrysomelidae. Gene Ontology annotation, biological process: transmembrane transport. Bases 127 to 1509 code for a protein of 460 amino acids. Gene Ontology annotation, molecular function: transmembrane transporter activity. The transcript is spliced from 2 exons.